This is a messenger RNA of Lichtheimia ornata, 1593 nucleotides long. RefSeq lists its product as uncharacterized. Gene Ontology annotation, molecular function: sucrose:proton symporter activity. The transcript has 8 exons. The record is from RefSeq and is a predicted model, not a curated record. Lineage: Eukaryota; Fungi; Mucoromycota; Mucoromycetes; Mucorales; Lichtheimiaceae. Gene Ontology annotation, cellular component: membrane. Bases 1 to 1593 code for a protein of 530 amino acids.
AUGGUGUUAUCACAACAACAAGUGGAUACCCGACCCAAGCGAUCUCUUUUACAAGUUGGAUUGAUUACAUGUUGUAUGGUGGGCAUCCAAUUCACAUGGACGGUGGAAUUAUCAUAUGGCACACCCUACCUACUCUCACUCAACUUGUCCAAGGAAUUGACAGCGUUAGUAUGGCUUGCUGGUCCUCUUUCGGGUCUCAUUGUCCAACCUCUUAUUGGUGCAUGGAGCGACAAGUGUACAUCCAAACUCGGCCGUCGACGACCCUUUAUCAUCAUUGGAAGCGUGCUUGUCUGCAUCUCACUUUUUUGUGUGGGUUAUGCAAAGGAGAUUUCUCGGUUGCUAACAAGUGAUGAGGACAAUGAAGCAAGGAACAAUAAGCUGGCCAUUGCCAUUGCAGUAUCAUCCUUUUACUUUUUGGAUUUUUGCUUAAACGCGGUACAAGCUUGUUGUCGAUCCUUGUUUCUCGACGUAUUUCCCAUCUCUCAGCAGGACACGGCGAAUGCUUUUGGUAGCAACCUCGGGAACCUUACAAACGUUUUUGGCUACUUUAUUGGAUACCUUGAUCUCGUAAAGUAUCUUCCCAUGCUUGGUCAUUCACAAAUGGGUGCCUUGUGUAUUGCUGGUAUCCUCGUGUUUGCUCUAUCCAUGACGAUAACGUGUCUCUCGGUUCAAGAAAUCCCCCUUUCAGCUGAUGCUGUAGUCAAAACGGAUGAGCCAUGGUACCAAGUGUUUGUUUACAUCUGGUACGCCUUGCGUCGCUUGCCACCUUCGGUGCAAACGCUAUGUAAUGCUCAAUUCUUUGCAUGGAUGGGUUGGUUCCCCUUUCUCUUUUACAGUACAACGUGGGUGUCUGAGAUCUACUUUGAAGCACAUCAACCGGAACGAUGGGAUGAAGGAACACGUGCAGGGUCGUUUGCAUUAUUGAUGUAUGCUAUUGUGUCCGCUGUGGCGGGUACCAUCUUGCCCAUGCUUACCAACCAUGGGUUCCUUUCACUCAAAAACACAUAUACAUUAUCGCACACGGUGUUUGCUACGGCGAUGCUUUUGACCUUUUUUAUUCAUUCAGUUGUGGGAGCAACAUUACUACUUGGGCUUGUGGGAGUAUCAUGGGCAACCACCAUGUGGAUUCCAUUUGCAUUGAUUGGCGAAUAUCUGGUGAUUGAACAACAAAGAAAAAGUCAUUUAUUACAACAAAGAUCCUCCUAUGCUACUAUGGAAGAUGAAACAUCCUCCUCCUCGGGUGUAUCAUCCUCAUCACGUACUCAAGUGGGAGAAGAAGAAGACGAUGAAGAAAGAGGUCAAUUGCUGGUGGCAGCAGACGAUGAUACAAUGGACGCUGGUAUGGUGCUUGGUGUUCACAAUAUGUAUGUGGUGUUUCCCCAAUUUGCGGUUGCUAUCAUUGCAGCUCUUAUCUUUUCGGUUGCCAAGGCGAUGCAACAAGCAGAGGGACCCCCUGUGGAUGAUGAUGAUGAUGAGGAUCAACGAGGCAAUUGGGGUGUGCCAUGGGUUCUUCGAUUUGGUGGAAUGAUGGCUAUCAUGGCUAUCGUGCUGAGUCGACGUGUGGUGGAUGUUGACCUGAACAACAAAAAGUAG